Pyrus x bretschneideri (Chinese white pear) is the source of this 2102-nucleotide messenger RNA. RefSeq names its product putative disease resistance RPP13-like protein 1. Gene Ontology annotation, biological process: defense response to other organism. The transcript has 3 exons. Gene Ontology annotation, molecular function: ADP binding. The record is from RefSeq and is a predicted model, not a curated record. Bases 148 to 1719 code for a protein of 523 amino acids. NCBI's taxonomy places the organism in Eukaryota, Viridiplantae, Streptophyta, Magnoliopsida, Rosales, Rosaceae.
GCUUUCAGAUCGUCGAGAUCGAAACCCAAGUCGGGCCGCGACCUUUCAGGCCAUUUUCCGUCCAAACCACGAGGAGUUAUCUGUUGAGAAAGUUUCAGAUAUUUGCAAAUUACUUACCAUACUUGUUGGAAAUCCAUAGCAGCAAAAAUGGCUGGACCUUUUAUCAGCGAUGAGGCUUCUCUCUCUGCUUCAGUCCAGCUGCUUUGCAAAAGGAUUGAUUCGUGUGAAUUGGGUUACUCGUUCGGGCCAACCAAACUUGAUAAGUCACUUGUGAAUAAACUCAAGUUGGCGCUGCUGACCCUCGAUGCAGUGCUCGACGAAGCACAUGAGAAGGAAUUUCGAGACGCUUCUGUAGCAAACUGGCUUGACGAGUUCAGAAAAGCAGUCUCUGAUACGAAGGCCCUACUGGAUGAGAUCGAUGUGUCCCGGAAUAAGAUGGAAGCAGAAGAUCAGUCCACGAUUAAAACCCCCGUGAACAUCCUCUCUGAUUCUUUUCAACGCGUGGAUAGAGAGAUAGCCGAGUUAUCUAAGAGACUAGAAUUCCUUGCAAACAAAAAAGAUGUGCUCGGUCUUGGAAAAGGUCUUCGCAAGGUUUCACAAGCACCAACAACUUCCUUGGUUGAUGAAUCACGUAUAUAUGGUAGAGAACAAGACAAAGAAAAGUUAAUUAAGCUAUUGAUAUCUGCCGACGAUGGAAGCAGUAAUAAUGUAUCUGUCAUCACCAUCGAAGGAAUGGUCGGGAUUGGUAAGACAACCCUUGCUCAACUAAUUUACAAUGAUGAAAAUGUGGCACAGUGCUUUGAUCUUCGAGCUUGGGUUUAUGUUUCUGAAGAUUUCGAUGCUACGAGAGUCACUAAAACCAUUCUUGAGUUGGUCACUGCAACUGUUUGUGAUAUUAACGAUCUAAAUUUCAUGCAAGCCAAUCUCAAAGACCGAGUGAUGGGAAAGAAAUUUUUAUUUAUAUUGGAUGACCUUUGCAAUGAGAAUUAUCAUGUCUGGAAGCUCCUGCAAGCUCCCUUUCAGUACGGGGCCAAGGGAAGCAAGGUCGUGAUAACAACACGGAACACAACAGUUGCAUCAAUUGUCCGCAAUCUUCCUACUUACUGUUUGCAACCGCUAUCUGGUGAAGCUACUUGGCUUUUAAUUCUACAACAUGCUUUGGGAAACAGAGACCCCAUUUCACACCGAAACGUUGAAAAACUUGACAAGGAAACUGCAGUGCGUAAGUGCCAUGGUUUGCCUAUAAUUGCAAAAACACUUGGGGGUCUCUUAAGGCACACUGUUUUUGAGGAAUGGCACCGCAUAUUAAAUAGCAACUUUUGGGAGCUACCCUCGAUUGCUCGUGAUCUUCCAACUUGCUUACUACAAUACAUGAGGCAAAGGGGACGCGAAUCACAUAACAUUGGCCACUCUACUAGGACGAAGCAGGCCAAUUCAGCAGAAUGGAUCUUUUUGGUCACCAGCCUCUGCUUAGAAAUUGUAUCAGCUGCUUGUGAUCAGGCUUCCUCGCCAAGCAAGCUCGGUUAUGCACUUUCUGUUAUGCUCUUGGCUAUUGCAGCUGUACUCAUUUGCAUAUGGGAGCUCAUUCACAAAGGGAGAGAAGAAAACUUUGUGCGGAGGAAGCAGCAGGGGAUACGGUCAUGGAUUUACUACAUGCUUUUGGGUUCUCUCCCUAAUAUUUACGGCUUACUUGGUGGUAUCACUCAGUUUGUUUUUUAAACAGUUCAAUAUGCUUACUUAAUCCAGCGUGCUGAAACUCCGAUCAAAAUGUCCCUUUUGCCUACUGUCUUUCUUAUAUGUUUGAUUACUAUGAGAUUAAGCAGGAAACGAAUGCAGACCGUAGAUAAGACUGCUAAACAUACAGCAUAGGCAAAGAAUGGCUUCGAGCAAAUAGAAAGGAUGGAUUCUUUGGAAAAACGUAUAUCCAGGCAUGUGGAUAUAGUUAUUUGUCCAUUUUGGGGUGAAGUUUCGUGUUCUGUUUUGAUUGUGCCUAUUUUGUGUUGUAAAACUUUUAUAUUGUAAUGUGCUGAUAAGAUUCAUCUGUAAAAUCUUCCAAGAUUCCAUGGAACUCUGUUCUUUGGUUCAUAGCGUUCAACGUCAAA